UCUUUCUCUUGUGUCUUGCAGAGGAGGAAGGAGGAGACUUGGCCCAGCCGGGCCUCAGCUUCCCAGGUCCGGCAGAAGAGGACAUAGACCAGCAGUACUCAUGGUCCCCAACGCAGCACUUCAAUGAAGAGAGGUACUCACCCGCACCCAGGAACAUGAAAGGGUUAACUGGAAGCCGGAACCAGCCUCAGCUGUGUGCGGGUCACACCUGUGGCCUGUCGCCCGCUGACGACUGUGAGCACCCCCAUGAUCACGUGCAUCAUGGGCCAGACGUGCGGCAACCUUAUCUUCUCAGCCCGGCCGAGAGCUGCCCAAUGGACCACCACCGCUGCUCACCCAGGAGCUCCGUCCACUCAGAGUGUAUGAUGAUGCCUGUGAUGUUGGGCGACCAUGUGUCCAGCAGCACCUUCCCCAGAAUGCACUACAGUUCACACUACGACACGAGGGAUGACUGUGUCACGUCCCACGCGAGUACCAAGGUAAAUCGCAUUCCCGCCAACCUUUUAGACCAGUUUGAGAAACAGCUACCCCUGCACCGGGAUGGUUUCCACACACUGCAGUACCAGAGGGCCUCGGCUGCCACGGAACAGCGAAACGAGAGUCCAGGCAGAAUCCGGCAUCUGGUCCACUCCGUCCAGAAACUCUUUACCAAGUCUCAUUCUUUGGAGGGAUCGUCCAAGAGCAACAUCAAUGGGACCAAGAGCGAGGGUCGGGUGGAUGACCACCACCAGAGUCACCUUUCCAAACACAGCAAACGGAGUAAGAGCAAGGAGCGGAAGCCAGAGAGCAAGCACAAGUCUGGUAUGAGCAGCUGGUGGAGUUCCGAUGACAACCUGGACAGUGACAGCACAUACCGGACACCCAGCGUGGCCCACCGCCACCACAUGGACCACAUCCCACACUGCUACCCUGAGGCGCUGCAGAGCCCGUUUGGGGACCUUUCACUAAAGACUUCCAAAAGCAACAGUGAUGUUAAGUGUUCCGCCUGCGAAGGCUUGGCCCUCACACCAGACACCAGGUACAUGAAGCGUAGCUCCUGGUCCACGCUCACGGUGAGCCAGGCUAAGGAGGCCUACCGCAAGAGCUCCCUGAACUUGGACAAGCCCCUGGUCCACCCAGAGAUCAAGCCUUCCUUGCAGCCAUGCCACUACCUCCAGGUGCCUCAGGACGAUUGGGGUGCAUACCCCACAGGCGGCAAAGAGGAGGAGAUCCCCUGCCGUAGGAUGAGGAGCGGCAGCUACAUAAAAGCCAUGGGUGACGAGGAGAGUGGGGAAUCAGACUCCAGCCCCAAAACAUCCCCGACGGUAGCCCUCCGGCCGGAGCCGCUGCUGAAGUCCAUCAUACAAAGACCACUUGGAGACCACCAAACCCAGAGCUACCUGCAAGCUGCCACUGAGGUGCCUGUCGGUCACAGCCUGGACCCAUCAGUCAACUACAACUCUCCGAAGUUCCGGUCCAGAAACCAGAGCUACAUGCGGGCCGUGAGCACCCUCAGCCAAGCCAGCUGUGUGAGCCAGAUGAGUGAAGCGGAAGUUAAUGGGCAGUUCGAGUCAGUGUGUGAAUCUGUCUUCAGCGAAGUCGAAUCUCAGGCCAUGGAUGCCCUUGACCUUCCCGGGUGUUUCCGAACAAGGAGUCACAGCUACCUUCGCGCCAUCCAAGCUGGUUACUCCCAAGACGAUGAAUGUAUUCCCGUGAUGACACCGUCCAACAUGACGUCAACCAUCAGGUCAACAGCAGCUGUCUCCUACACAAAUUACAAGAAGACGCCUCCCCCGGUGCCUCCACGGACCACCUCCAAGCCUCUGAUCUCUGUGACGGCCCAGAGCAGCACGGAAUCCACACAGGAUGCCUACCAGGACAGCCGUGCCCAGAGGAUGUCCCCAUGGCCCCAAGACAGCCGUGGCGGCCUCUACAACUCCAUGGACAGUCUAGACAGCAACAAGGCCAUGAAUUUGGCUCUGGAGUCAGCGGCAGCUCAGCGCCACGCGGCUGAUACUCAGAGCAGCUCCACAAGGAGCAUUGACAAGGCGGUCCUGGUAUCCAAGGCUGAAGAGCUCCUCAAAAGCCGUUGCUCCUCCAUCGGGGUCCAGGAUUCUGAAUUCCCUGAUCAUCAACCCUACCCAAGGUCAGAUGUAGAGACAGCCACGGAUUCCGACACGGAGAGCAGAGGCCUACGGGAGUACCACUCUGUAGGCGUGCAAGUGGAAGAUGAAAAACGGCACGGCCGUUUCAAGCGUUCCAACAGCGUCACAGCUGCUGUGCAGGCUGACUUAGAGUUGGAGGGCUUCCCUGGGCAUGUCAGCAUGGAGGACAAGGGCCUGCAGUUCGGAUCCUCCUUCCAGCGACAUUCAGAGCCCAGCACCCCGACCCAGUAUGGGGCACUGAGGACUGUGCGGACGCAGGGCCUCUUCAGUUACAGGGAGGACUAUAGGACACAGGUGGACACUUCUACUCUGCCGCCACCGGAUCCCUGGCUGGAGCCAUCCCUGGACACGGUGGAGACCGGGAGGAUGUCUCCGUGCCGGAGAGAUGGCUCGUGGUUUCUGAAAUUGCUGCACACGGAGACGAAGAGGAUGGAAGGCUGGUGCAAAGAGAUGGAGAGGGAAGCGGAGGAAAAUGACCUCUCCGAGGAAAUUCUAGGAAAGAUCAGGAGUGCCGUGGGAAGUGCCCAGCUGCUCAUGUCCCAGAAGUUCCAGCAGUUUUAUUGGCUUUGUCAGCAGAACAUGGACCCCAGCGCCAUGCCAAGACCGACAUCACAGGAUCUAGCUGGCUACUGGGAUAUGCUGCAGCUGUCUGUGGAAGAUGUCAGCAUGAAGUUCGAUGAACUGCACCAGCUGAAGCUCAAUGACUGGAAGAUAAUGGAGUCGCCCGAGAGAAAGGAAGAAAGGAAGAUCCCCCCUCCAAUACCAAAGAAGCCCCCCAAGGGGAAAUUCCCCAUCACGAGGGAAAAGUCCCUGGACCUGCCAGACAGACAGCGCCAGGAAGCCCGGCGCCGGCUCAUGGCAGCCAAGAGAGCUGCCUCGUUCCGCCAGAACUCUGCCACGGAGAGGGCAGACAGCAUCGAGAUCUACAUCCCCGAGGCCCAGACGCGGCUCUGAGGACCAGAGGUGGCCACACGCGCCUGGUUUUGUUCUUUUUCACAAAAUGCUUGUACAGUUUAUUGCCUACCUGGUAGUUUCUGUCUCACCCUCCACCGGAUUCGCCCUUGCCGUGCUCUCUGCACUGUAGACAGUGGACGCUCCAAUUCCUAGUUUGCUGAGCUCCUGGCAAGACUGACUCUGAAGGACAUCAGCUCCGAGGAACAGGCCUGGUGAGCCCUGACGUACGUCCCUGUUCUCAGAGGGCCGCCAAGUGGCCUCUUGAAAUGGACCCUAGCUUUCACUUUGUUCUUUAUAUUUUUAUAAAUUGUGUGAUAACUAGAGGUCACUAUACACGGGUGCAUCUCCCCACUCUCGAGAGGCAUUAGACAUCCAAGUGGAAGGUGCUACAACUCGAAGGGCCAGAAAGACAGACAAAACCUGUUCCCUCUCACCUGAGUUACUCUCCCCAGCUGAGCUGCCCCAUGCCCUUGCUGUCCUCGCUGGUCCUGUCGCCACAUCCUUGGUUGACAUUGUGAUGACAGGAAAGGGCUUCUCCAAGGUCCCCACAAGGUGGUUCUCUAAAAGGAAAUGUCAAGGCUACCCACCCCCAAGAAAAAGAUCUAGCAUAGAAUGUUUUUGUUAAAAGCUAAGGUGAGCAGUCCUCUAACAGAGGGACCCAUGGAAAGUUCUGGCAGGAGCCCAGAGAAUACAAAGAGGGGAAAGAAAAAAAAAAACAACUAAGAAAUAGUCAUGGUAAUUUUAUCCCUUGGUAACUUAAACCAUUACACACAGCAUUUUCUUUAAACCUCACUGCAAGCUAACAUGAACUUUUUAUAUCUGUUACAUGCAUUCUCAAACUUGACUUCCCAGGGUACCUUUAAAGGAGUUUGCUUGUUUAAGAUGCCAGUUGUGAUGUUGUAAACCAUAUAAGAAAUAUGAAUGUGAGCGGUAAGUAUAUCCGUUAAAAAUGGUAAAGAAGAAAAGUUAGUUUAUGCUUGUAUUUUUCCAGGAUUCUUCUGUUCUAUGCAGUACUGCUGAAAUUAAGAAUAUAUCUGCCUGUGAUAGACAUGAAGAGGGAGAGAGAGAGAGAGAGAGAGAGAGAGAGAGAGAGAGAGAGAGAGAUCAUGCAUGGUGAUUUCCAGCUGUGGAAUUUAAGGAAGGUAAUCAGUAGUCAGACUCUGAGGGUGCAGAGAGGAAAGAGAUUGGCUCUGAUUAACGGGUUUUUGUGUAAAUUAUGUUUACAGUUAAGAUCUCAUCCUAUGACUUCUGCAUGGGGAGUUCAGAUGCCACAAAAGCGAUCAGAUUGCCCAUGGCCCUGAUCUCAGAGUUCUUUGUUCUUCACAUAUAGGCAAGGUCCCACCCCACCCCGGGUCUCCCCUCUAACUGCUUUAAGGAGCACCGGGUGCUCAGCCAUGGGCAGAAAGCUUUCAGACAGCCCCGUAGCACUUUGUGUUCUCCCUGUGACUCGCACUUUAAACUGUCCCCAGUGCCCCCAUCUGCAGCCUGACUAGAGAGGCAGCCUUGCAGCUGGGGCGUUACUAGGACUACACCGUCCUCUUCCUCGCCCUCUCCAUUCCAUUUCGCAUGGGGGGCACGGUUGAUGUUACAGCAUGUCAAGCCUCAAAGUUUUACCUUUUAUUUUUAAAGCUGAGUAGUUAAGAGUUCCCUGUGAUAGCAAAACCCUAUAUAAAUCGAGCCUUGUGUCUGGUAUAUAUUUUACCAAACAGCCUUAAAAUAUAUUUGGAAGCAAAACUCAUACGAAUGUAUAUCCUUUAAAAAAUGCAAAAAAUAAUAAUAAUUCCCAAAAUAUUCUUCUAUCACCAAACCCUAUUUCCCCAGAGUGUUCAAAGCAUUUUAUACCUAAAUAAAUAUGUAAAUCCUGA
Molecule: messenger RNA, 4963 nt
Organism: Rattus rattus (black rat)
Lineage: Eukaryota; Metazoa; Chordata; Mammalia; Rodentia; Muridae
Gene: Dlgap2
Product: DLG associated protein 2
Exons: 12
Coding region: 156-3098 (980 amino acids)
Biological process (GO): signaling
Cellular component (GO): glutamatergic synapse; postsynaptic specialization
Molecular function (GO): molecular adaptor activity
Source: RefSeq, a predicted model, not a curated record